AUGUAAUUAUGCCCAUAAGUCGAUGACAAUGAACCUAUUGUAUUAGGAAAUGUGUCAGAAGAGUGGCAAUUCUUUUUGGAAGCUUGGAAACACAUUCCAAUUAAGUAUUAUUCAUUACAAGUUGGCAAUUGCUAUAUAUUAAUCCCUAAAAGAGAAGGAAAAUAUGCCUCAUCUAAUAUCAAUAUAAGAAUAAUUCUCUCAAUAUUGUCUAAAGAUGAAGGUAUGUAUGUUAAAUUCACUAUUACUCCUCCUUCAACUCCUUGUAAAAUCAAUGUCAAAUUCGUUAUCGAAGAUAUCAUUACUCAGUUACCAGUUGAGGGUAUUGAAAUGGAGAUAAAUGUCAAAAAUUUUUGA
Molecule: messenger RNA, 354 nt
Organism: Paramecium tetraurelia
Lineage: Eukaryota; Ciliophora; Oligohymenophorea; Peniculida; Parameciidae
Exons: 4
Source: RefSeq, a predicted model, not a curated record